GUCGCUAACGACUCCGAUUCCGAGAACUUCAACCAGCACAACAGCGGGCGCUUGCGCAAAGGAGAGCAAAGGACAGCGCUGUGUGUGUGGUCUCAAGUCAACACACGCACACGCAUUCAGUGCAAGGCUACAUGCGGCGAGUGUAUCAACCUACCCGCCUCGCACCAACAUACGCACACGUCGUGUAAGGUCACCGUGAUCCACCAGCUAUCGCUAGUUCCAUCAAUUGUGCUAGGUUCGGGAAUCGGUGACAAGUGCGCACACCAGCCGACCUGAACCUUCAGCACAGCUUGUUCGUAAGCAACCCACGCGACCAGUCAUCAGCAACACAGCAGCAGACACGCAAAGUCCACCCACCAACGGCACGGAAAGGGAAUCCAGCUCGUGCAGCAUCCACCAUCACCGGCCCGCUUGUCACGUCAACUCUUCGUGUCCCUGUGCGUGUGCGUGGUGACCGCACUUGUGGGUUUUGGGAGGCGGAUUGACAGCACAUGUCCAUAACCAUGUCUGGGGGCCAGGUUCCGCGUUCGAGGCGUGAAACUGCCCCUGCAAUGUCCACGGAAACGACCCCGCUUGCCAUGCAGGCGCGGGAUGUGUCCAAGCACCCGCUGCCGGCAGAGCUACAGCAGAUGGCCGAGGAUGAGACCAUCUGCAAGUUCUGUGGCAUCAGCUACCUCAUCCAUCGCCAAGUCAAGGCGCUGCAGGAGGAGAAGGAGUUUCUUGAAGGGCAGCUGCGGCGCUUCAAGGACGACGCUGCGCAGGCCAACGCCAUGCGGGAGCGGAUACGACAGCUGGAGGCCGAUGAGGAGGUGGCGCGCGUGGAGCUGGGGCGCGCCGAGGAAAAGCUGCAAACCCAGCAGCGUGCGCUUGCAGACGUGCGCGAUCGCAUGCCCGUGCUGUUCCAGAGUCUCCGCAAGCAGCUCACGGCGCUGCGGGAGACGGCCGUACCGCAGAUGCAGGCCGUGGCGAGCGCGGCUGGCAGCGAUAUUGCCCAGCACGUGCAGGCUGUGGCGGCACGGUGUGCGCGGCUGGAGCGCGACAAACAGCAGCUGGAGGACAUGAACAAGCAGGCGAGCGAGCGCGUGGCGUCGCUGUCUUCCCUGCAGGCAUCAUACACGCGGAGCAGGGAGGAGGUGGAGCGGCUCAAGGCAGAUCUUGCGCAGACCGAGGCUGCGCACAAGGACGCGCAGGCCGUGCGGGCGGAGCUGGAGCAGAAGACAGCGGCACUUGCGGCUGCGCAGGCGAGAAUACGGGCGCUGGAGGACGAGAGUGUUCGCGCACACACGGGCAAUAAGGAGGAAAUGGGGAGCCUGCAGGCAAAGCUGACGGCCGCACAGGCAGAGCUCGCUGCUGUGAAGAGGGAAUGCAAAGAGUGCACGGCCAAGCUGCAUGAAGCUGAACGUAGCAAGCAGGUCGAAACCGCCCAGCAGUCGCGGCUCGCUUCCGCGUGUGCGUGGGCGUCGCAAUCGCUGGAAAAGGCCGAAGCAGCCAUCACCAAACUGCAGCACGACAAAGACAAGCUCACCCAAGAGCUGGCGCGUGUGCGGGCAAGCGUUGUGGACAAAGCGUCCAGUCACGAGCUCAUUGCGCAAUCCAAGGCGGAGGUGGAGCAGCGACUUUCUGACACGGUGUCAGAACUAAACAACAUGCGAUCAGCGAAAGAGGCGUUGUCCAAGGAGAACGAGGCACUGAAGCACAAGCUACAGGAACUGAACUCAAUAUGCGAGACAAUGGAACACAAAGUGACACAGCAGCAGCAGGACACACACGCGCAGCUGACGACGGUUAUUGCGCAACUCAAGCAGCAGUUACAGGGCGAUAAGGAGCGCUUUGAGAAGGAGUUGCAACUUGCGUCGCACCGCAGUGCAAACCUGUCGAAGCAGGCUGAGGUGGCACGCGAGGAGAAUGCCAAGCUGAUGGCAACCAUCACUGAGCUUGAACAACAGCUUCAACACACGUCUGUCACCUCCUCGGAGCAAGUCCUCAAGUUGCAACAACAAUUGGCGGAGAAGAAGCGCGCAAAUGAGGAAUUGGACCAGCGGCUCCAGCUUGCUCUGCAGAACGCACACGACCCAACAGAGGCACGCCAGCUCAGGGAAGCAUUGUCGGGGAAGGAGGAGGAGAUUGCUGUUCUUCAGGACACCGUCGCUCGAGAGUGCAUGGAGCGGGAGCAACUGGUGAAGAGCCUCGAGUCUGCGCGGGAGCAGGUGAUGCGGCUGCAAGGCGCUGGAUCGCGACGAUCAACAGCACCGCGCUACUCUCGGUUGCUUGGCUGUUCGGAGGCAAAGCGGCGCAGCACAAGCGCACCGCUCCGCCUCAGUCCCAUCGUCGUCGUCAUCGUCGUCACACCUCCGCGCAGCGCAGCAGCGCUCCGCUCGGAAGCACGCAAUCCAGCACCACCCAGCACCAACGAUAUGCGGGGCUUCCAGAAAGACACGAAGCGAAGCAAAGACAAUAUCUGA
This is a messenger RNA of Salpingoeca rosetta, 2462 nucleotides long. RefSeq lists its product as uncharacterized. The transcript has 13 exons. NCBI's taxonomy places the organism in Eukaryota, Choanoflagellata, Craspedida, Salpingoecidae. The record is from RefSeq and is a predicted model, not a curated record. Bases 492 to 2462 code for a protein of 656 amino acids.